This is a messenger RNA of Carica papaya (papaya), 597 nucleotides long. The record is from RefSeq and is a predicted model, not a curated record. Lineage: Eukaryota; Viridiplantae; Streptophyta; Magnoliopsida; Brassicales; Caricaceae.
CACAUCGAAGUCUGGUGUUGCUGUGUCUACAUUGCUAAUUUGCUUGACCCUCCAACUUCAAAACCCUUGCAACUGGUUCUGAAACUCCGACCAAUCUGCGCAAGCAACGCUCUUGUAUAGAGAAAGGAAGCAUCAGUAGUUACCAUCUCUCGCUCUCGUUUUCUUCAAGGCUGCCACCAAAUGACGGACCUCUCAGAGGAGGCCAGGCAAAUCGAGAAGCUUUACGAGUUUGGAGAGAGGCUCAAUGAAGCCAAGGACAAGUCUCAGAAUGUGGCGGAUUACGAGGGGAUUAUCGCCGCCGCAAAUACGAGCAUUAAGGCCAAGCAACUGGCGGCUCAGCUCAUUCCUCGCUUCUUCAAGUUCUUCCCUGACCUUUCUUCCCGUGCUGUUAACGCUCAUAUCGAUUUGAUAGAAGAGGAGGAGCUCGGGGUCCGUGUGCAAGCCAUAAGGGGACUUCCCCUUUUCUGCAAGGAUACACCGGAAUAUUUGUCUAAAAUUGUGGACAUUCUUGUGCAAGUUUUAGCUUCUGGUAAGUUUUGUGAAAUAGUUUUUGUAAGGAAUGUAGGUUUUGUGAACUUGAUGGCUGUUGCUUUUGAG